CUGACCGUUUUCGAUACCAGCAUUUGUGAGCCAAUGUCAGUUUAUGGCCGCUUCAAGCAGGCUGUUUAUGGAAUAAGAUUUCGUCGCGAUGGCAAAUUAAUGGGUAUGUUUUGCUCUAUAAAAAUUGUAAAAGUUGUGUCACUUGAGCAGCCUCUGAGGAGAGCUAAUGUACCUACAUCGGACGGAGGAUAG
Molecule: messenger RNA, 192 nt
Organism: Gongylonema pulchrum
Lineage: Eukaryota; Metazoa; Nematoda; Chromadorea; Rhabditida; Gongylonematidae
Source: the annotation of a GenBank genome assembly